AUGGAGCAGCCCAUUUUCAUCUGUUUCACUCCUGCUAGGAGGAUGGUAUGGGAGGAACUGUCCUCUCAAAAUGAACAGGUAACCAUUCAUAGGCAGGUACCUCAGAUGUUUCCUUAACCUUUCAACACAGACCUGUGUAGUGUCUCAGAAUCUAUCAUGCAGUAGCCUCCUCUUGUGAUCCUCCCUAUAGCAGUCUGUCAGACCUAUAGGCUACCUGUCUAUCAUUCAAACUGACUUUUAAUUUGAUCCUGUCUUGUUCCUUAGUAUGUGGAUGAGGAGGUUGGGCAGCGGACCUGUCUGGCUUUAAUCCCUUGGUCUGGUCCUCUGUGGGUUCCCAGCUCUGUAAGUCCAUCCAUUCUGAUACUCUUUGGUCUUUAGACUGGUUUAUGUAACUUAAACAUAAACAUGAUGCUUUCUGUAGAACAAUAUGAAAAUACAUUUCUGUAAACAUAUUCCCUAUUUUUGUAAUAGUCUGUAACACUGCAGCCAACUUAUUACCUUACCCAUGCUGGACGGAUGCUGGUGAGAGAGCUGGCAGUGUUAAACACACAGGUAACCAUGCAGAUUAUUGGACAAAGCUCAUUUUAUCUAAUUGGCAGGAUUACCUUCAGUAUCUACUAUGGUAGUGGGAUACUUUGAUGCCCUUAAAACAGUUCCCUCAUUUUCUUACAGAUUUGCAAGAUUGAGCAGCACAUUUUCAUCUCUCGUGCUGGCAUGAUGGUAUUGGAUGAACUGUCCUCUCAGCUUGAAGAGGUAGCCAUUCAUCUGCAGGUACUUCAGACAUGUUCUUAACAUUUAUAUCUCAGACCUGUGUAUUUCAACUAUUAUCAUUGCAGUGGCCUCCUCUUGCAAUCUUCCCUAUGCCAAUAUUUUACUCCUAUACAGUACCAGUCUAUCAUUCAAACUGACUCUUAAAUUGAUCCUGUCUUGUUCCUUAGUACGUGGAUGAGGAGGUUCGGCAGCAGCCCUGUCUGGCUUUAAUCCCUUGGUCUGGACCUCUGUGGGUUUCAAACGCUGUAAGUCCAUCCAUUCUGAUACUCUCUGGUCUUUAGGGGGGCUUAAACAUAAACAUAACUUUUUCUAAAAGAAACUUCUGGAAAUACAUUUCUGUAAACAUAUUCCCUUUUUUUAUAGCCUGUCAAACUGCAGCCAAUUUAUUAUCUUACCCACGCUGGGAGGAUGCUGGUGAGAGAGAUGGCAAUGUUAAACACACAGGUAACCAUUCAGAUUAUUAACCAUUACUCAUCUGAUCUAAUAGGGAUAAUUACCUUCAGUAUCCACUAGUAGAAUACUUUGAUAUCUUUAAAGCUGUUCCCUCAUUUUCUCAGAUUUUCACAAUGGAGCAGCCCAUUAUCAUCAGUUUCACUCCUGCUAGGAGGAUGGUAUGGGAGGAACUGUCCUCUCAAAAUGAACAGGUAACCAUUCAUAGGCAGGUACCUCAGAUGUUUCCUUAACCUUUGAACACAGACAUGUGUAUUUCAACUGCCAAUUGUCUUAGAAUCUAUCAUGCAGUGGCCUCCUCUUGCGAUCCUCCCUAUUCCAGUCUGUCAGUCCUAUAGGCUACCUGUCUAUCAUUCAAACUGACUCUUAAUUUAAUCCUGUCUUGUUCCUUAGUAUGUGGAUGAGGAGGUUGGGCACCGGUCCUGUCUGGCUUUAAUCCCUUGGUCUGGACCCUUGUGUGUUCCUAUCUUUGUGAGUCUAUCCAUUCUGAUACUCUCUGGUCUUUAGAGGAUAUUAAAGAUUAACAUCAAGUCACUAGUUUUCUAUAAAACCACAUAAUGAAAAAACAUAUUCCCUUGUCUUCAUAGCCUGUCUUCUCCAAGGCCAAACCAGUCUACUACCUCACUCGUGCUGGGAGAAUGCUGGUAACAGAGCUUGCAGUGUUAAACACACAGGUAACCAAACACAAUAUUAACCAAAGCUCAUCUGAUCUUAUAGGGAGAAUUUACUUUACCCUGUUCCCUUUUUUUUCCACAGACUUCCAAAUUGGUUAUUGAGGAGCCUACCAUUCACCUCACUGAAGCUGGGAGGCUAGUGCUUGACGAACUGUCAGCACCUUCAGAUAGCCAUUCACAGGUAGUCAAUCACAUUAUUAGACAGUCAUAGCUGAUUAGUAAUAGUACACAUUACCAUGUCCUCUAUCUCCACAAUUGUGUGUCUUAUUAAUCACAGAGCAAUCUCUAUAAUUAGGGGAUGUCUUUGUUUUUCAGCCAAAUAGGGAACGUAAUUGGAUUUAGGUUGGAUUUAGGUUAAAAGACGAAAUUCCCUUACGUUGAUGACUUCUUUCAAAUCCAAUCAGUUUCCCACUUUGAUUCAACAUCAUCACAUUGACAUUUUUUAUUGAUACAACAUUGAUUCAACCAGUUCUUGCACAGUGGGUUACCUUUAGGCAACAGUGAUUCAUAGGGUUUAGUUGAAAAGUUUCAACGUCAUACUAGCCAAACAAUCGGAGGCCCUUUGAAUUACAGACCUGAAUCUUUGAGUUUAUGAUCUAAGUUUUAAGGAAUUUUAUGAUUGUUUUGUUUUGAGGAUGUGAGGCAGUUUCAGCAGGCCUACGACCUACUGGUGAACUUCAUUAAUGAGCCAGCAAACAGGGAGCGACUAGAGCAGGAGAUGGCUCUCGUAGGAGUAGGUCUACAUGCAAGCUUGAGCGUUAGCUGCAGGCACCGUCUUCUCAUCUAACAUCUACUCAAUGAGACUUUCUAAAGUGCUUGUCAAUGAAGAUUAUGUAAUUAUCCUAUUUGUUUGACUUCAGAUCGACCGCAUCAACUUCGCAGAUGUUUUUUAUGAAUUCGUUCUACUAGGCCUUCUAGAAGGAAAGACAUCUCUUCCUAUAUCUGUAAGUGGCCUUAAGAAUGGAACAUCCUGUUGUUUAUCUAUGCUAUACACACUGUUGUCAUAUCAGCUCUGUAGACACUCACUCAUGUCCCCUGUUCCUUCUCCAGAAGCCUGGUAGCUUCCUUUAUCUGCUCCUGCAAGUCAUAAUGAGGAUUGACCCUCCUGGAGGAGCCUGGACAGAGGCUGCUGAGAACUUCUACCUCCUCGUUAAGGUACAUUUCUCUCUCUCUCUCUCUCUCUCUCUCUCUCUCUCUCUCCUCUCUCUCUCUCUCUCUCUCUCUCUCUCUCUCAUAGUUGAUGAUGUGUCUGUUGUCAACAGGGCCAGAUGAAGGCAUGGCUAGAAUCCAUCUUCAACCUCAAUGAGUCAAUCUAUGAAAGCCCAGAGAGGCUCUCGGGGGAGGUGAUGAGGAAUCUAGAAAUACAGGUUGAGUUCCUGCUGUCCAGCCUGGAUUAAGGUUCCCAAACUGAGCUGAGGGCCCCAUCACAAAAUAAAGUGUUUUGCAUUUAAACAUUAUCUGUCAAUCGUAAACAAAUGUUACAUCAUGUGUAGGGGAGAGUGGGGUAAGUUG
Coregonus sp. 'balchen' is the source of this 3407-nucleotide messenger RNA. NCBI's taxonomy places the organism in Eukaryota, Metazoa, Chordata, Actinopteri, Salmoniformes, Salmonidae. The record is from the annotation of a GenBank genome assembly.